GAGGUUUGUGGUAACCAAGGACAAUGUGGCCCUGAUGUACCACGCGCCGGGCAAGACCCGGGAAUUCAACCCCUUCGUCCUGGACAAGACCUACUUCGGCCCCUAUGAUGAGACCACCUGCAUCGACUGGACUGACGACUCAAAAUGUUUUGUGGUGGGGAGCCAGGAUGCUAGUAGCUGGGUGUUUGGGGCUGAGCGCUGGCUGAACCUCGUGUACUACGCUGUGGAAGGUCACAAGGAUUCCAUCACCGCCUGCUUCUUCGAGCACAACAGCCUAGACUUGUACACACUGAGCCGGGAUGCAGUGCUGUGUGUGUGGGUGUGCGACACACAGUUGUCUGGACUCAUACCUCCGGCCCUGCGGGAGGGAGGGGGUGAUGGAGUGGAGGAGUCGGUGGGGGAGCAGGUCCGUGGCCGGGUGGAGACGGAGCGGGAACGAGUCGGCAAGGUCCAAUACAGACGAACGGCAAAACAUUUCUUCAACAAGGAGAAGGACUUCAACGAGCUGACGGCUGCCGCUUACCACAAAACCUCCCACCUGCUGGUCACCGGCUUUGCUUCCGGGAUAUUCCAUCUGCACGAGCUUCCAGAUUUCAACCUCGUCCACUCCCUCUGUAUUUCAGACCAGAGAAUCGCCUCCAUCUCCAUCAACACCUCAGGAGACUGGAUCGCAUUCGGCUGUGCAGGCCUCGGCCAGCUGUUAGUGUGGGAGUGGCAGAGCGAGUCCUAUGUGCUCAAACAGCAAGGUCACUUCAACAACCUGACGUGUCUGUCCUACUCACCCGAUGCCCAGCACAUAGCCACCGGUGGAGAGGAUGGCAAGGUGAAGGUAUGGAGCACCAGUAGUGGUUUCUGUUUUGUGACGUUCACUGAACACUCGAGCAGUGUGACGGCUGUCACCUUCAACCACACCGGCUACGUGUUGGUUAGCGCCUCCCUGGACGGGACCGUCCGAGCCUUUGACCUGCACCGGUAUCGCAACUUCCGAACCUUCACGUCGCCGCAGCCCACCCAGUUCUGCUGCCUGGCUGUGGACUCCAGUGGGGAGCUGGUGUGUGCCGGCUCACAGGACUCCUUCCAGAUCUUUGUGUGGUCGAUGCAGACCGGCCGCCUUCUUGAUGUAAUGUCUGGCCACGAGGCCCCGGUCAGUGGGCUGGCGUUCAGCCCCCAGCAGGGCCUGCUGGCCAGCGCCUCCUGGGACCACACCGUGCGGCUCUGGGAGAUGUUUGACAGCUGGAAAUCCCAGGAGACCCUCAACCUAAACGCAGAGGCUCUGACGGUGACGUUUCGGCCUGACGGGCGGGAGCUGGCGGUGGCCACGCUGGACGGACAGAUCACCUUCUGGGAGCCGCGCAAUGCGGUGCAGACCGGCUCCAUCGAAACCCGGCAUGACCUGAAGGUGGGGCGGCGGCAACUGGACAAGAUCACGGCAAAACAGGCGGCUAAGGGCAAGGCCGUGUCUACGCUGUGUUACUCUGCGGACGGCAGCAGCGUGCUCGCGGGCGGUCACUCUCGCUUUGUCUGUGUUUACAACGUCCGCGAGCAGAUCCUCAUGAAAAAAUUUGAGAUUUCCUGCAACCUAUCGCUGGACGCCAUGGAGGAGUGGCUGGACCGUAGAAAGAUGACGGACUUCGGCAGCACAGCCCUGAUCGACGAUGGUGCUGAUGAUGAGGAGGGCGUUGCGAUCAGUCUGCCUGGAGUCAGGACAGGUACAGGCCUCAGUUAGUG
Molecule: messenger RNA, 1728 nt
Organism: Callorhinchus milii (elephant shark)
Lineage: Eukaryota; Metazoa; Chordata; Chondrichthyes; Chimaeriformes; Callorhinchidae
Gene: pwp2h
Product: PWP2 small subunit processome component
Biological process (GO): maturation of SSU-rRNA from tricistronic rRNA transcript (SSU-rRNA, 5.8S rRNA, LSU-rRNA); ribosomal small subunit assembly
Cellular component (GO): Pwp2p-containing subcomplex of 90S preribosome; small-subunit processome
Molecular function (GO): protein binding
Source: RefSeq, a predicted model, not a curated record